Molecule: messenger RNA, 1797 nt
Organism: Daldinia caldariorum
Lineage: Eukaryota; Fungi; Ascomycota; Sordariomycetes; Xylariales; Hypoxylaceae
Exons: 2
Coding region: 1-1797 (598 amino acids)
Source: RefSeq, a predicted model, not a curated record
AUGUGUUUCUGCGUCAUAUCUCCGUUCAAAGCCGUUUGGCUAACAGUCUGGCGAUUUAUUCGCGGAGCAGGGCCUUCAGAGAAUAUGUCUCCUGAACCUUCGUCACUGUUUCCUGACCGGCCGAUCCGACCUCUCCCGAAGCGUCGACUACGCGAACGACUUUCGCCCGAUGUCGCCGAUAGCAUUCAAUACCCCCCUGCGCCUCAAACUACAGCGCCGCUGUUUGUCUACCCAUAUAAUACUAAAGAAGAUUUAGCGUCGUUAGGAAGCGAACCUCUUAAUGUAGUACAUCGAGAAAAUACAACUGAAUUGGGCCAGGAAGCUAGUUUCCGCAGAAACGGUCUAGGUAACGACAACGACAGUCAUUCCCUGAUUGGACAAGCUCGGAGAGCUUUCGUUUCACGACCACUCCACGAUUCUCUAGGAAAUGCGGCUCGUACUCCUCUACGACAGGGCCAAACUCGACAACCAAAUCCGCAGCCGCCACCUUCUACUGCCUCGUCCGCAGAUGGCUACGAUUCCUUUGAGAAUAGUAACAAUAAGAAGAAAAGGAAGAUUCCAACAGCUGGCGAAACAAUUCUAAAUGGGACGCACGUGUUGAAUGACCUUGGAGCGUUAGGAGUAUCAUCGCCUGUGGGAACAGGCGACGAAAGGUCUUUAGAUAAUUCCGGAUCAAGUUCUGCAGCUUAUUAUCAAUCUGGAGGCCUGGCAACUGGCGGGCAAGGGAUUUCUGGUCCCGGUAGAGGCAGGUACGGUAGGGUACGGAACGGUAGGAGCCCAUUAAGAACCCUGUCGGAUCCGAAUAGCAAUUGGGGAAACCGGAUCCCUAAUAAAAUCAGACCAGGUGGUGUACAAUAUCCAUCGCCGCCUGCAGGGGAGAAUUCUGGAAUUAUCUCCAGCGCUAUCGCUAGUGCCGAAAAGCUACAGGUGCCUCAAGGUCAGGAAAAUAUAAGUCUUUUACACCAAGAAGCAUCUACAAAGUCAAGCCCAACACCCUCUGCGCAAUUCACCUUCACGUUUGAUUCCCAAAAUCCUGUUUCUUGGCCUGGUUCCGACCCGGCGCCGUCAAAUAUGGGGCCCUCUAACCACAUGAACCCGUCGCAAUCGGACUAUCGAGACUCUUACAAUAGUCUUGGUCCUAGGUCCCAAACUGGAUCAGGACAUCCCCCAAAUGGACCAGGAAGCGUCCAUGGAGGAGCCGGCGCAGCAGCCAAUGAAUCAGCUAAAGGAGGUGCGCAAGGCAACGCGCCACCUAAGAAAUCAAAGCGUCGCGGGAACUCGCUCUUGCAGGCAGCCAAACAACGCCGUCGGGAGACUGAAUACCAGAAUUUCCACCACCCACCUGCGCCAGAAGAUAUCUGGAUAUGCGAAUUCUGCGAGUACGAAAGGAUCUUUGGUAGUCCGCCCAAAGCAUUGAUUCAACAAUACGAGAUCAAGGACCGUAAACGACGCCGGGAAGAAGCAGAACGGCGUAGGUUACUGGAGAAGGCCAAGAUGAAGUCUCGCAAAGGCAAAAAAGCGAGCAAAAUGCAAGCUAAAAACAAUGCCAACCCCUCCGAUCGCAACCCCGCGUCUACGACCGGUCACGCCCCUCCUCCGCACCCGAAUGAUCACGGCGAAGAUCAGAGUUCGCACCAUGACCAACCUCACGAGGAAGAUCAAGAAAAUGGUUACGAUUCGGAGGAUCACUACGAAGAAGAGGGGCUGGAAGUAGAUAUGCCUGAUCAUCCACGAGUGCGCGGUAGUAAAGGCGGCGGCAGAGUGGGUAGUAGUCAACGAGACUAUGCGAGCCAUUAA